CAAUCCAUGCAACAUGACUACCAGGAUCACUGGACGUAGCCGAUGCCGAAACAGAUGGGCGGAUUUACCGCCGGAACUGCUAGAGAAGAUCGGAGAACACCUCCAAUCUCGCAUUGACGUUUUCCGUUACAGAGCCGUUUGCACGUCAUGGAGGUCUACCAUUUCUCUCUCUUCUCCUUCUUCAUCCACCUCCAAUUUCGACGCUUUCAUGUCUCCCGUUACUAUCUGCCGCCUCGAACACCAAAACCACCGUAGCUCCGCCUGUUUGGUCAAGGUCGUCCAAACACCCCGAGGUAAUUUCGAAGUUUUAAACCCUCUUACCAUUCCCAAACCGGAUUUUAUUCUUGGUAAGACUCUUAAUUUGUUGGAAUAUCGGUUGUUUGAACUGGCAAAAGGUUUGCAUUUUGAUUCGAGUUUUACAAGUGAUGAUUUGAAUGUUCAGAAAGCUGUUGUGUUUCGUGAUUGUGGAGUUGUUGCUAUUUAUGAUUUUGGGAAAUUAGGGUUUAGAGUUUCUGGGGAUAAAAAAUGGACUGAAUUGGGGAAAGCUAUACCUCGUUAUGAUGAUAUACUGGUGUAUCAGGGAGAAUAUUAUGUGAUGGAUAGAUUUGGUAUGGUUUCCUUGAUUGAUAAAGCUAUGAAUCUUGUAAAAUAUUUUCCCCCACUUAAUUCUUUGGCGAGUAUCGGUAAGCAGAAAAAUUUGGUUGAAUCAGAUGGGAAUUUGUAUGUAGUUGAUACUUAUUUUGGUGGGCGUAAUAUUGUGGACGAUGAUGGGGAUGUAAUUGGUAGUAAACAAGAAAGGGUAGAUAUGAAAGUGUAUAAGCUAGAUGAGAAAUGGGGGACUUGGGUUCUAGUUAAUUCGUUGGAUGACCGAAUAUUUGUUCUUGGAAAAGAUGUUUGUUUCUCUGUUUCAGUCAAUGAUUUUCCCGGCUGUGAAGGGAAUUGCAUAUAUUUGAUUGAUUCUUCAUAUUUGGAAGAAGAUUUGGACGGUUAUCGAUUUGAUGAUGAAGAAAUGGAAUGCACUUGUGAUAGUCUCUUUAGACCAUAUUGA
This is a messenger RNA of Spinacia oleracea (spinach), 1048 nucleotides long. Its product is annotated as F-box protein SKIP23. The record is from RefSeq and is a predicted model, not a curated record. The transcript has a single exon. Lineage: Eukaryota; Viridiplantae; Streptophyta; Magnoliopsida; Caryophyllales; Amaranthaceae. Gene Ontology annotation, molecular function: protein binding. Bases 14 to 1048 code for a protein of 344 amino acids.